Messenger RNA from Brettanomyces bruxellensis, 1602 nucleotides. RefSeq lists its product as uncharacterized. The transcript has a single exon. Gene Ontology annotation, cellular component: membrane; TRC complex. Gene Ontology annotation, molecular function: protein binding; molecular adaptor activity. Lineage: Eukaryota; Fungi; Ascomycota; Pichiomycetes; Pichiales; Pichiaceae. Gene Ontology annotation, biological process: post-translational protein targeting to endoplasmic reticulum membrane. The coding region runs from base 1 to 1602 and encodes 533 amino acids. The record is from RefSeq and is a predicted model, not a curated record.
AUGGCGGAAACGUUUGAGUCCUUGCGUGAACAAGGUAAUAGAAAGUUUAGACAGGAGAACUACACUGGAUCUUUAAUAUGUUAUACUCGAUGUAUAGAUUUACAGCCGAGCGCCUUUGCGUUGUAUUGCAACAGAGCCGCGGCUUUAAUCAAGUUGGAUUCGAUGGAUGAAGCAGAGGACGAUCUUAGAAAAUCAUUAAUCAUCAAUCCAGAAUAUGUUCCAAGUCUUUUGCGGCUUGGAUUUCUAAUGCUCUACAAAGGUAACGUUGUGGAAUCGUUGAAGAACUACGUGCAAGCAGUUAGAGUGUCUUCUCGACAUCCCCACCAGUUGGACAGGUUUAAAAGCAGACUUAAAGAAGCUGUCAGGUUGACUGAAUCCCGGGCUAGGCAGCAGGGCUAUUCCCAGGAUUAUAUUGAUGGAAUUAUCGCGGAUGAUGUUCGUAUUACGCUUGAUGGUUAUUCGUCCAUUCGGCAUGAAACGGGAGGUAAUUCCGAUAUCCCUGCUGUCUACAGAAGUGUGAACCCAACGACAUCAUUUGCUGAGGAUGGAAACACACAAGGGAGAAACAUUGCUGGAAAUGGUGCAGGAAUUGCCGCUGAAUUUCCGUUAUUUCAACAAACUACCACUGGUGGUAAUGAAAACGGAGCAAAUGCAAACCCGAGGAUUGUUCAGGGACCUAAUGGCUUCAGUGCUUCCUUCACAGUUGGCCCUAAUCAGGCUAAUGGCUUGAUGGGCCUGAUUAGUAGAAUUACUGGACAACCUUUGGAUAACAAUGCAGAUCAGCCAAAUCACCCUACAACACCCCAGGCAUCAACACAGAAUAAUGUUUCAGAGGCCGAUUCAACACAUCCGGUUGCAAGUGCACAGAAUGCACCUGAUCCAGAUGUUGGAAUUCCGGAUGUUCAGGCCGGAGAUUAUAGUGGGUCAAGUAACACAACGGCACGCAGCAAUAUUCCUAAUUUUGCACAGCAGAUCAAUAACACCGCUCAGGCUUUUAUUCAGGGCCGUGCUAAUAAUGGGCAACCUUUGAACGGAGCAGAUAUGGCAAGAGGUUUAGCAACAACAAUCGCCAGUCAAAUUGGACAUGCACUGUCCAAUCAGGCACAAAAUCAUACUGCACAGGUAAAUGCAAGUGGUAAUCCGAAUGAUAUGAGUUCACAGUUGCGAGGAAUUGCCCAGGCAGCUGCAACUGCUUUUCUGGGAUCAAUGACACCUAAUAAUGGUAAUAAUGCAGGAGCAAAUGCUGCAACCACUGCUAAUACUUCUUCAAAUGCUGCAAACAAUGCUACUUCUACAAAUGCUGCUACUUCUGCAAAUGCUGCUGCUUCUGCAAAUGCUGCUACUUCUAUGAACGCUAUUACUUCUGCGAACACUUCUACCUCUGCGAACACUCCUAAUAUUUCUACAAAUACGUUUUCAAGCACUACUGGCAAUGAUACAGAUGCAAAUCCGGCUGCUCCACAAAAUGUUCCCCAGAAUAUUUCUGCACGUCCAACUAAUGGACACAAUGCUGGGGGAAACACUUCAGCCUCUUCAGCACAUAAUGAAAAUGCAUAUAACACAUCUGAUCUUGAAUCGGCCAUGGACCUUGACUUAGAUUGA